AUGUCAUUGCGGGGUGAUGUUCGUAGUGACGAUGCACAGUUUGCACUCGUCGCAGACGGCAAGGCCAAAAAGCGGGGGGAGUCAAUGACUACGGUCGUCGUGAAAAUUGCGACGGUCGCGACGCCACUCUUCGCGCCCGUGCGACGUAGCGGAACGUCGAGCUCGCCGUCCGCCAUGGGGUGGUACUAUACUCUGGCUUGGGCAUGUACGUUAUCCAAGACAGCCGUCAUCAGGAUAUUUUGGGGCCGCUACCAUCUUCCGUUCCGUGCUCAUCUUAACCCAGUGUCAUGCCAUGCUUGUGACGCCUUGCUCUUGGGCAUAACGGAGGGCCGCGUGACCCUGCGGAUGGCGACAUGCAUAGGAAAGACGGUGGAUCUUGUACCCGAGGUAUCGCGUCUCGCCACUAUGACUGCGACUUGCUGGAGACGCGAGGAACUGUCGUACACUGUCGUGCCCGGCAUCAAACUGUCUCUCGUCGACUCCUGCAGGACUGGCAUCACUCCUCAUUCAGAAAUGCAGUGA
Messenger RNA from Punctularia strigosozonata HHB-11173 SS5, 522 nucleotides. RefSeq lists its product as uncharacterized. The transcript has 2 exons. Bases 1 to 522 code for a protein of 173 amino acids. NCBI's taxonomy places the organism in Eukaryota, Fungi, Basidiomycota, Agaricomycetes, Corticiales, Punctulariaceae. The record is from RefSeq and is a predicted model, not a curated record.